CGAAAACCUUAAAACUACAUAACCUAAAAAUCAUAAUAAUAACAAACCAGUCGUAACUGACUUGUGUUAUUAAAUAUUGCAAAGUCACAUUCGAUUAUAGUUUCAGGCGGUUUCAUACGAUUUCAUACAGUUCCAUAUACUGUUAUAAUGUGGAAGAUGUGAAUUUAGUUGAUAAAAAUUGAUUAAAUUGAUAGAAUGGGUGACAUACGAGCUGGUCUUGAAGAAUUAAAGCUGGAUGGUGCUCUCUUUGCUAACGUUAAAUACUAUGUCAGCGGUGAAAGUGAUCCCAAGAUUGUGAAUUUACUACAAGAAGGUGGUGCCGAAAGUUCCAAUUAUUUUAGUGACUAUGUAACACAUCUAAUAGCAGGUUAUGAAGCAUUAGAAAAUGAUAUUUCUGCAGCAAAGGAUCUAUAUGAAAUUCCAGCAGUUACACAAAACUGGAUCCUAUACUCUGUUAAAUGCAAUAAGCUUUUGCCAACACAAUAUUUCUCACCAGAGGAGAAUCAAUUGUUCUCAAAUAUACGUGCCUGCAUAUCCCAAGUAAGUCGAACAGAUAGUAAGUCACUCUGGGCAAUGAUAACCUUGCAAGGUGGUAAAUGUCAGCUACGCUUAGACAGAUACUGCACUCAUCUAAUCACUGGAAAAGCAAAUGGUGUUAAGUAUGAAACUGCCAUGAGACACCAUAUACAUAUCGUAACACCUGAUUGGAUAACAGAAUGUUGUAAAAAGGGUGCUAUUAUUAACGAAAUGGAGUAUCAUCCUAGAUUAUUAGUGUACCCAUCUCCAAAUAGUUCAACAGCUAUGAUUACUGGAUUUAUGGAUGAGGAUCCUGAUAAUAGCACUACACAAGAGGAACAAGACAGAACUAAAGCUAUGCUGGAACAACUUAAGCAACGCAUGCCAUGGAAUCAACCAAGCCCACCAGUAUCAUCAAAUAUUACACAUAAUCUUGGUGCAAUCAAUACAGCAAGUGUUCCUUAUUUAACAACUGGACAAAAUACUAUAAACAUUCAGUCACAACAACAACAUCUUUCACGACCGAUUUCCACAACCAGUUUGAACACUACCACAAUUGUUUCUGCAGUCUCUGAUCAGAAUGUUAUUGGUCAAACAACAGGUUGGCUUCCACAAGUGUCUCAACAAAAUAAUAUUUCUCAAAUGAAAGCUAUACCAUCACAGAUGCAACAACAAGAGUUAUCGACACAACAGCAACAGAUAAAUAUCCAACAUCAAUUGAUACAACAUCAACAAUUAACUUCACAGCAACAGCAAUUAACGCAACAACAAAUUACACAGCAUCAACAACAAUUGCAACAACAAUCAUACAACCAACAACAACUUUUGAAUCAACAGGCAUCACCUCAGGUACCAUCUCAGCAACAGCAAUUAAUUGGACAACCGCAAACUCUUGGACAACAAUCAAUGAUUGCGCAACAACAAAUAAGUUCACAAUUAUCACAGCAUCAGUUGACUUCGCAGCAACAGCAAUUAUUAACAUCUCAACAAAAGCAAUUAAAUCAACAUCAAAUUAUUCAGCAACAACAAAUGAAUCAACAGCAGCUGACACAACCACAUUUGGCGCAGCAGCAGCAGCAAGUGCAAUUGGCAGCACAGCAACAGCAGCAACAACAAAUAGUGCUUCAACAACAACAACAACAAUUAUCUUCUCAACCGCAGCAAAUCGCAGGACAGCAUCAAUUGGCACAACCAGGUCCACCACAACUUACUUCCGAACAGAGGCAACUUAUUUUGUUGCAACAGCAGCAACAACAGCAGAAAAUACAACAGAUCUCACAACAAUUGCAACAAUCUGCGCCACAGAGUUCUCAACAGUUUGUCAUACGCGAGGGUCAGUUGCAACAACAACAAAGUCAAUCAAUAAUUGGGCCAAAUCAGCAGGGUUUCAUCGUGCAACGGGAUUCGCAAUGGCAACAACAGCAGUAUUUACAGUUACAGAGGCAGCAACAACAAAUCGGGCCACAGAGACCCGGAGGACAGUGGCCAGCACUGAGAACCAUCCGUGAAGAUCAACAGCCACCUCAACAACCUAGACAGUUGAUUCAGUUGGAUGCACAAACGCACCAACAAUUACAACAGAUGGAUCCAUUGCAGCGAGCUCAGUUUAUUCAAAAGAUUCAGAAACAGAAGAAUCUGAUAUUGCAGAGACAGAUGCAAAACCGUCAGGCACAGCAGGGUCCACAUAUUGCCGUCAUAAGAAGUCCCGGUAAGCCGGUACAACCAAGUAGCCUCCAGUGGGUUCAACAAGCACGACCGCAGAUGAUGGGACCGCAAAUCGCGCAAACUCCUGGUCAAAAACCUGUGCAUCCUGGAAUUCAGCCUCCGGCGUUGACGCCAAUAAAUCCCUCCAAUCAGGUAAUCGUGCCUGCCGGACAGAAUGUUCAGGGUCCGCAAGCAGGACAAACAUUCCAACAAGGACAACCUCUAACACCUCAACAAAUUCUACACAUGCAGAAGCAACAAAUGGCUCGACUGCAAUUUCAACAUUUGCAGCAACAACAACAGCAAGGCACGCAGCAAGAACCACCAUUAACGUCUUUGUCAAGUAACGCGCAGAUAGCGCCGGAUCAGCAGUUGGUCGUGAAUGCCAAAACCAAAACCGCGCUGGCCAAUAUGCUGACCAACAGAUUGCAAGGUGGUACUACUGAGGGUAGUGCAGCGGGACAGUUAAGAUUAAUGACCGCGCAACAUAGGGCUCCACCUCCUCCUUCACAAGAUCCGCAGCUUUUAGCUGCUUAUCAGAGAAGAACUGCGGGAAAUAUAACAAAUGGCGCACCGUCAGGAAUACCUAUGAAGAUGCAAUACGGACCGGUCAUGCAACAGCCUAAGGCACAGUUCUAUGGUCAUAAUCCAAAUUUGAAACUGCCACCAGAUUUGUUUUUGUUAGGAUGUAUUUUUGUCAUCGUCGAGUACGAUGUACAGCGUCCGAAUGAAGUUUCGAUUUGGAAACAAGUUAUCGAGAGACAUGGUGGUGAGGUAGAGCCGCAAUAUUGCAGCCGUGCAACUCACGUAUUAGCGAUCACACAGAAACAUCCAGUUGUGUUGCAAGCAUUGCGCGAAGACAAACGUUGCGUUAGCGCGCAUUGGCUUUCUGAUGUUGUUAGCAAAUUGCAAUUAGUACCGCCAUGGCACGCCCUACAUUUCCCGAUACCUUUUACUAUGUCUGAACUUCCUUGUGUUAAACAAAUCGUAUCAUUAUCCGGAUUUGAGGGAGAGGAACGGGCAAAAGUCAAAUACAUGUUGGAAGCCUUAGGUGCAAAAUAUACAAACUAUUUUUCCAGACACAAUACUCUUCUGGUUUGCAGAAGGCCAGACGGACAAAAAUACAAAAAGGCACGUGAGUGGCAAACUAGUGUUGUAAACGCACAAUGGUUGACAGAUAUACUUUGCGGACAAACAAAUAUUUUGCAUCAAAUUGAGGGUCCAAAGUACCAACAGUUCAGUCUUAGUAACCCUUUCAGACUAGAUUAUUCAUUAGUGCCUCAUCUUAUGGGUGCUUGGAAACAUCCAAUAAAUAUUAAUCAAGAGUCGUAUGAUAAAGUACAGCAAGUUGGUCAGGGUCCAAAUUCGAUCAGAAAAUAUAAAAGACCGCGAUUAGAUGGUGCAUUAUUGAAUAAAGAUCCGCAUCUUUUGGGUCUGGAUGAACCAAUUGUUGUUAGCAAUCCUGAUCCUCCUCCACCUGAUAAGCAACCAAGAAUAUUAUUCUCCGGCAUAAAUCCUAGAAAGCAUGCAAAGAGAAUUCGAGAACUAGGAGGUGCUUUGGCUGCUAGCUGGCGAGACGCCACUCAUCUCGUGAUGUCGACACCGUUACGAACAGUAAAGCUCUUAUGCUGUUUAUCACGAUGCAAAUUUAUUGUCACGCUGCAAUGGUUACUCGAUUGCUCUGCGAGAAAUACUUUCCUGGACGAAAACGUGUAUAUGCUUGGCGAUCCAGAAUUCGAGAAGAAUUUCAAUUGCAAUAUCCAGAAAGCUUUAGCAAGUCCCAAUCGAGGAACAGUACUUAAGGGUAAAAUAUUUUAUGUAACACCAAGUGUCAUACCAUCUCCUUCAGCGAUCGCAGAAAUUAUAGAAAGUGCAGGGGGUGCAAUGGAUAAAACGCGUAAAUCACUUGCACAGAUACAAGAAAUGAAUACUGGGAAAUUAAAUUAUAUUAUUGUGACCCACGAAAAUGAUCUCCAUCUUCUUUCUGAUGUUUUACGUGCAAAUAUCAGUGUGUUCAGUGCAGAAAUUGUCUUAGGCGCAGUCGCACGACAAUACUUCCAACUUGAUGGGAGUCAAGUCUAAAACGAGCAA
Messenger RNA from Harpegnathos saltator (Jerdon's jumping ant), 4311 nucleotides. RefSeq names its product PAX transcription activation domain interacting protein (gene Ptip). Gene Ontology annotation, cellular component: MLL3/4 complex. The record is from RefSeq and is a predicted model, not a curated record. Lineage: Eukaryota; Metazoa; Arthropoda; Insecta; Hymenoptera; Formicidae. The transcript is spliced from 9 exons. Bases 196 to 4302 code for a protein of 1368 amino acids.